Molecule: messenger RNA, 756 nt
Organism: Capsicum annuum
Lineage: Eukaryota; Viridiplantae; Streptophyta; Magnoliopsida; Solanales; Solanaceae
Product: xanthotoxin 5-hydroxylase CYP82C2-like
Exons: 2
Coding region: 1-756 (251 amino acids)
Biological process (GO): defense response to other organism
Molecular function (GO): iron ion binding; heme binding; monooxygenase activity
Source: RefSeq, a predicted model, not a curated record
AUGGAAAUUCACAUUCUUUCACACAUUGAAGCCAUUUUUGUAAUUCUAGUCUUUGCCUUCCUAUUCUUUCUCAUAACAAAGGCAAAAAAUUGGAAAAAUAGCAAAAAAUUUGGACCAUCACCACCAGAACUUCCAGGUGCUUGGCCAAUUAUAGGCCACCUUCCUCAAAUCCUAAACGACACGUUAGACGGUCGUAGUAGGACCAGCACGGACGGUGAAAUUCCUCUGGCCCAUACUCUGGCCGCCCUGGCGGAUAAGCAUGGGCCAGUUUUCACCGUCCGUCAAGGGAUGUUCACAAUAGCUGUUGUGAGUAGUUAUGAGGCAAUAAAAGAAUGUUUCACUAUACAAGACAAGAAUUUGGCUAAUAGAGUAGCUACUUGUUCUUGUAAGUAUCUUGGCUAUAAUCAUGCAAAUCUAACAUUUGCAAAUUAUGGACCUUAUUGGCGUAUGGUUCGAAAAUUGGUGGUUAAUAAUUUGCUUUCGACUAAGAGUUUGGAGAGAUUAAAGCAUGUUCGAAUUUCAGAAGUGGAGAGUAGCAUCAAGGAGUUGUACACACUUUUUGUGGCUAACAAAGCAAAAAAUGUACCUACUAAAGUUGAUAUUGGCCAUUGGUUCGAUGAUAUGAUGUUAAACAUAACGGUGAAGAUGAUUGGUGGAAAGAGAUAUAGUCAGUUUUCACAUACAGUGUAUGAUCUAGCUAGUGUGGCGAAAGAGUCAUAUUUCGGCAUUGAAAAUUUGAUUUUUCGAUACAUCUAA